CGAGGUGGCGAAGCGCUCCGGGCGCGAGAAGGAGCGGUGGCUCGUGAUCGACCGGAAGGUGUACAACAUCAGCGAGUUCACCCGCCGGCACCCCGGGGGCUCCCGCGUCCUCAGCCACUACGCGGGGCAGGAUGCUACGAAACCCCCCGAGCCGACCUCGAACCGUGCUGGGAGGUCACUCGGCCGAAGGCCAGCGGGGUCUGCAGCUGUUCGCCGCAGCACACAGCUGUUCGCACUCCCGGGCUGUGGUUCGCAUCCUUUCUGGCCUCACUAUGGGGGUCAGCGCGCCAUCCCGCCCCAGCCUUGCUCUUCCCUUUCUGGAUCACCUGCUCUCGGAGGAUCCCUUUGUGGCGUUCCACAUCGACAAGGGCCUUGUGAGGAAGUAUAUGAACUCUCUCCUGAUUGGAGAACUGUCUCCAGAGCAGCCCAGCUUUGAGCCCACUAAAAAUAAGGAGCUGAUGGAUGAAUUCCGAGAGCUGCGGGCCACAGUGGAGCGGAUGGGGCUCAUGAAGGCCAACCAUGUCUUCUUCCUGUUGUACCUACUUCACAUCCUGCUGCUGGACGUUGCUGCCUGGCUCACUCUUUGGUUCUUUGGGACAUCCUUUGUGCCCUUUCUCCUCUGUGCAGUGCUGCUCAGCACAGUUCAAGCCCAGGCUGGCUGGCUGCAGCAUGACUUUGGGCACCUGUCUGUCUUCAGCACCUCUACCUGGAACCACCUGCUACAUCAUUUCGUGAUUGGCCACCUGAAGGGGGCCCCUGCCAGUUGGUGGAACCACUUGCACUUCCAGCACCAUGCCAAGCCCAACUGUUUCCGCAAAGACCCAGACAUCAACAUGCACCCCUUCUUCUUUGCCUUGGGGAAGAUCCUCUCUGUGGAGCUUGGGAAACAGAAGAAAAAGUACAUGCCAUACAAUCACCAGCACAAAUACUUCUUCCUGAUUGGGCCCCCAGCCUUGCUGCCUCUCUACUUCCAGUGGUAUAUUUUCUAUUUUGUUAUCCAGCGGAAGAAGUGGGUGGACUUGGCCUGGAUGAUCACCUUCUAUGCUCGCAUCUUCCUCACUUACGUGCCAUUGUUGGGACUGAAAGGCGUCCUGGGCCUUUUCUUCAUGGUCAGGUUCCUGGAAAGCAACUGGUUUGUAUGGGUAACACAGAUGAACCAUAUCCCCAUGCACAUUGACUACGACCGGAAUAUGGACUGGGUCUCCACCCAGCUCCAGGCAACAUGCAACGUCCACAGGUCUGCCUUCAACGACUGGUUCAGUGGACAUCUCAACUUCCAGAUUGAGCACCAUCUUUUCCCCACAAUGCCUCGACACAAUUACCAUAAAGUGGCUCCCCUGGUGCAGUCCCUGUGUGCCAAGCAUGGCAUAGAGUACCAGUCCAAGCCCCUGCUCUCAGCCUUCGCCGACAUUGUCUACUCACUGAAGGAGUCUGGGCAGCUCUGGCUAGAUGCCUAUCUUCACCAGUAACAACAGCCCCCACCCCCAUCUGUAAGAGACGCCUAUCUUCACCUAUAACACCAGCCUGUCUGGAAGAGGCGUUUCUGGCACCAAAACAGAGGGGAGUUUGAGGGACAAUGCCACUGCAAUUCUAAUAUUCAGAGGUGGGGGGUGGGUUUGAGGAGGUAAAAGCUCAACUCAAACCCUUCCCCUUUAUCUUCUAGGCACAGAUCUAAGACCCAAGGGGCUGGGGGACACACAGCCCCCUAGAGGGGAAGGGAUGGAACUACUGGGGCAGAGAUGUGCGAGUUUAGUUUCCUUUUUCUAGUUUGGCAGAUGCAGAUGGUUGGUGAGGAAAGGAAGGGGAUCUACCUAGCCCAAAAAUCAGUAAGAGAUUUAGCAUUGAAAUUCCAGCCAGGAAAGGGGUGAGCCCAUCUCACUGGUCUGCUUCUUAGUGCCUUCUACACCCUCCACUAUCUGAGGAGAUAGAAUGGCUGAACCUUCUGAGUAAGAUUUCUAUUCUAUUUGAAGCCUGGCAUAGUACACGGUCUGGGAGGCUCAGCUCACUCUAGGGCUAGGUGGGACCUAGAUCUGCCUCUAGCUCCUGGAGAAGCAAUUUUCCCACUUCUAGUAGCAGUUAGAGUAAAGCCAGGAUUGCAGUGCUAGAGACCUCUGACUUUGAAGGAUCUUGGCACUACCGAUUUUGAACUUAUGUUCCAUCCAGGGCACCGAGAGAGCAUUUAGGUCCUAAGUCUUGCAAAAACAGCAAGAAGAGUGGCUGGCUUUGGGUCACCUCUUGUAAGCACCACCCAAGGAAUAAGACGUUCAUAGGAUGAGGAGUCCACUUCUUGAUCCAUAAGUGAACAGAUGGGGGAACUUCAUCUCUUCCCUGGAAAAAAAGGGGGUUCCCAGUGGUUUCCCUUUGUCAUCUUCCCUGUAAUUCCAAGUUUAACAAAGUAGUUAGUUGGCACAAGUGACCAUGUUGGGAGACCCUGAAUUACCAGUCAUGAGGAAAAGGAAUUUAAUUCCUUAAGAGUAUAGGGGGGUUGUUAAGAGAUUUUCUACAACCUAAAUGAUUUUAGGUAUUACUUCUGAGUAGGAACAGUGAAUUAAAUAUAAUCACUUCACAGUUCUAAACCAGAGAUAGGAAGAUAAAAACAAGUUUGUGAACUAUCAACUCUGUUCAAGCAUCUUCUCGGCUGGACACCAGGUAGGAAUUUAGAAUAAUCUCUUUAAAAAGCCUAUCAGUCUAAUACUGAAAUACAGUUUUUAAAAAAAUUUCCAGGUUUUUAAGCCCUCCCAUGCAGGUGAGGGAGCUAUUUCCCUGUUCAUCAGCAUCUACUGUAAGAAUAUUGAGCAUUUUGGAUACAGAGAGGAGAAAACUCAAACCUAGAAGGCAAAAAAGAGAGCCGUAGAAGAGUCCAUAUUUAGUUUUAGGAGAGAAUAAAGGUCAUCUGAAAACAAGUUGUGAUGGGGUCAGAGUUAUCACCCGUGGAACGGCUGUUGGGAUUACUUACAGAUUUGUCAGAACAAAGAUUAAAGGGAUGACAACAGGGGCAGGACCGGUUACGAAAGAGUUCAGAUCUCCAUUUGGGCAGAACAUGGUUUGAAACAAAUUAGGAGUGGAAUUGGAAAGUUCUAUUUUCAUUGGCUUCCUCACCCCAGAACAGGUACUGACCUGCCCCAACCCCUAUCCCCUGCUACCUAAGGUUUCGGGGUCACCAGCCUGUAAAGCCAGUAAGGCUCACUGAGCCAAGUCCAGGCCCUCAAAGUACUUUAACCACUGUGGCCUUCUCUCCUUCACCUAGACCAAAGUGGUCUCACAUGGCCACAGAGGGAUGCACCAAUGAUGUAAAAGGCUGAGACUGUUUUUAACAGUCAGGGCAGUGAUCUCAAAUCCAAGCCGUUAUGUGAGAAAACAGGCUUACGGAGGACAGGUCACAGACUGUGGCAAAGCUUACAUUUGAACUCAGUGUUUUAGAAUUCCAACCUACAUGUUUAUCUUUGUUACUUUCAUCUUCGCACCCCUUUACCAAAAGCAUUUUCUUUAAUUAUGCCCUACAUCUGUAUCCUUUCUGGGUGUGCCAGUUUUGUUACCACAUCCAGAUGAGGUAAAGCUGAAAAAUAAAGUUAAUUUUGAUCAAAUGAAGGCUA
Nyctereutes procyonoides (raccoon dog) is the source of this 3593-nucleotide messenger RNA. RefSeq names its product fatty acid desaturase 1 (gene FADS1). Gene Ontology annotation, biological process: lipid metabolic process. Gene Ontology annotation, cellular component: membrane. The record is from RefSeq and is a predicted model, not a curated record. Bases 132 to 1469 code for a protein of 445 amino acids. NCBI's taxonomy places the organism in Eukaryota, Metazoa, Chordata, Mammalia, Carnivora, Canidae. Gene Ontology annotation, molecular function: oxidoreductase activity, acting on paired donors, with oxidation of a pair of donors resulting in the reduction of molecular oxygen to two molecules of water. The transcript has 13 exons.